CUUACUGUACUCUGUUGGCUAUUCAUGAAUUUUUUAUUGAAAAGCUUCUGUUUUCAUUUACAGUGGUACCGAAUGGACGCAUUGGCACUUGGAGACAAUGGCAACCAACCUGCCCUUCCUAUAUCAGUGGAUAUCAAAAAACUCUUUGACGGAAUUAUGUUUAGUCACCGGUAUACCAGUUGGGUUCAAGUAGAAGAUGCUCUAAAGUAUUCCUAGGCAACUCAUACACAUUAUGUAAUCAAAAAGUGCAUACGGGACCAUGAAUCUCAGGAGUUGAAGUAUAAAUUAGUAGUCUUUCGUUGUACAUAUGGCAUGAAGCGAAAAACUAGAGGUUCAGGUUUACGCGUCAAACCUGCAAAAUACACCGGUUGCCAAUCUGGCUUUCGUAUACGCUACAAGGAGGACGAGUUUAUCAUUUCUUCCGCGAAAACAGUUCACAAUCACAAAUGUGAAAAAAGUCUUAUGAUAGGUGAUCCAUAUUUUAGACGCCUGUCCGGGGAUGAAAAGGAGAAUAUUGCACCAGUUGUGAGGACUACAUCUGAGGUUGCUGAUGUUUUGGAAUAUGCUGAAGAGAAUUUUAAUAAAAUUUUGACGAGCACAGAUGUGUAUAAUUUACGUAAGGAUAUGAGACCAGCCAUGCCUUUGAGAUCAGAUGUUAUGCGUAUAAUAAGGCAAAGCGGUCAGGUGGUUGAAUACGUGGAUUCGAAUACAGGGGUAACCAGCAGAAUUUGCUUCGCCCUGGAAUCACAGGUUCAGUUAUAUCGGAAAUAUGGAGAGGUGGUGUGUAUUGACUCAACAUACAAUACCAAUAAGGACGGAUAUUCUCUGUUUCAGUUGGUGGUAACAGACAAUAUGGGUCAUGGCAGGCCGGUUUUUUUGGCAUGGACGAGACGAGAGAGGUCAUGUGAUGUAGCUUGGAUAUUGGAACAAUUCCAAAGAAUAAUGCAGGAUACGUCCAUCACAGAAACUUUCGUAAUGGAUUCGGCCAACUGUGAGAUAUCCGCCGUGCGUAAUAGUCAAAUUCAGGCGAAAAUCGUCAUCUGUGCAUUUCAUGUAUGCCGGGCUUUCAGCAGGAAGACUCGAAAUCCUUUUGUACGCAGGUUUUUAUAUCGUCUUGUUAAAGCUACGACACCUGAAAGGUAAAUGCAUUGAUUUCUAACCGUUUAGAUUUCAUCACUACCUUAGUGUCAUUAGGAUGGUUGAUCGAAGGGUGUGGAAUUAUGUCAGGCAUUACUGGGUGCCUAAGAAGGAGACGUGGGCUGCGGCAUAUAUGCCGAAUACUCUGUUGCUGUUUAAUAGUACCAACAAUAGAGUUGAAAGCUCUCACAGUCACCUAAAACGAUAUCUCCAUAGAAGAGAUCCCCUACACGUAUGCAUGUACAAGACGUAUAAAUGGUGUGUACGCACAGAGAAGCGUCGUAGUGUUGAAGUCAUCGUCGAAAGUUCUCGGAUUCAUAAGUACCACGCACCGGAACCAGUUAUGCCGAUAUUAGGAAACUUCACUCCUUAUGCCGCUAAGUUAAUUGCCAAAGACUAUGGCCGUAAUCGUCGGAUGAACAUAGAGUUGUAUACUGAUGCUAUGGCUAUCAUAAAUGACGGCAUAUACCUGCACCAAGUGGAUUAUACCAAUUCUACUUGUACCUGCAGAAUAUUUAGGGCACAGAGACUACCUUGCCGGCAUAUGCUGCUAUGUCACACUCAAAUUCCUCAGUUUACAGUUGACAAAGUAAUUCGCCUGUGUCGCAGAUGGUUUUGGCAGGAUCCGUUGCUACCAAGUCGUGUGCCGUGUGAAGGUUCAGUGAAGAAACCCUGCAUGGAGAUACUGCAACUUCGCAGGCAAUUGAACAGAAGCUUCGCAGUUAUGCAGGAUAAUUAUAGUAAUGAAUAUACUAUUAGUGCACUGCGGGCAACUCUGAAUUACUUUGAGAACUUUCUUGUAUAAUAAUGGAAGAUGUACAUAAAUUUUGUGUCAAUAAAUGCAAAUAUACCCCA
Messenger RNA from Trichobilharzia szidati, 1992 nucleotides. Lineage: Eukaryota; Metazoa; Platyhelminthes; Trematoda; Strigeidida; Schistosomatidae. The record is from the annotation of a GenBank genome assembly.